Rotaria sp. Silwood2 is the source of this 528-nucleotide messenger RNA. The record is from the annotation of a GenBank genome assembly. NCBI's taxonomy places the organism in Eukaryota, Metazoa, Rotifera, Eurotatoria, Philodinida, Philodinidae.
AUGUGGAUAACUAUCGCUUUUCAUGUAACGGUCAACACAAGUUCACGGCUUAUGCUGACACUUGCAGAAUCUCAAAUGGCAUUUCUAAGAGCUUUUGGAGAAGGUUUUGCUUGGGAAUUAAUUGAAUUGUAUUCGGGUCCACCACAUGUUACUUUUAAAUGGCGUCAUUUUGGUCGAAUGACCGGCUGCUUUUCAUGUCCAUCUUUUUCAGGUUAUACCUACAAAGUAAAUCCUUCGAAUAAAAUGGUAAAUAUAUAUGGGAUGUGCAAGGUUACAAUGGCAUCAGAUUUCAAGAUCCAAGAUUUACAAGCCUUCUUUGAUAUCAAUCAAUUGUUUGCUCAAUUUACAGAACUGUGUCCAUUAGCCCCAUUUGCUAAUAUACCAAGUUUGGUGAGCUCAUCAACAGGAAAAACAAUGAAUGAAUCAGCAGUCAACAACAGAAGUGCAUCUAUCAGUAAACCAAAUCCAGCUAUGAACCAUGGAAAUUCGCAAAUAAAUCAGCAUUCAGCAAUAUGUACGAUCAUUUGA